This is a messenger RNA of Trichoderma harzianum CBS 226.95, 1083 nucleotides long. RefSeq lists its product as hypothetical. The annotation marks the transcript as partial. Gene Ontology annotation, cellular component: cytoplasm. Gene Ontology annotation, molecular function: calcium-dependent phospholipid binding; calcium ion binding. NCBI's taxonomy places the organism in Eukaryota, Fungi, Ascomycota, Sordariomycetes, Hypocreales, Hypocreaceae. The record is from RefSeq and is a predicted model, not a curated record. The transcript has a single exon.
GGCCACCAAAGCCAGCAGUGGCAUAAGAGCCCACCAAACCCGAAUCCAAACCAAGAACUGUUUGGACACACUCCAGUCCCCGACCUACAACCAUCCAAGAUCAAUAUACAUUUGACGCUGGCUUCUCCAGGACACGAUGAACGUCAAAACAACGAAAUCACUCAAGCCAUCGAUAAGCUCCAAGAAGCGAUGACAAGUGCGGACUGCGAUCAUAGUACCCUCAUCAGCGUUCUGACCGAUCCCAAAUUCCAAGAUCCGCAAGCUCUUCAUCAGUUUCAAUACGACUACUACAGUCAAACCACGCUUGACCUAGCCGAGCAAAUCGAGCAAAAAGCCCAGGGCCUCUUCAGAGACGUCCUGAUGGCCCUCCUCAAGGGACCCCUCGAUCAUGACGUUUAUACUCUGGAGAAAGCCCUCUCCGGUGAAGACGCAGAUAAAAGGGCACUGAACAAUGUUCUCCUCUGUCGCUCUAAAGCCAAUAUCCGCGGCAUCGUAAGGAAGUACAAUAGUACUCCAGGCAGGGACUUGGUCCAGCUCAUCAGAAGCAAGGUCGACAAAGACCUCUUCCGCCUCUACAACGUGAUCCUCUCCGGCACCAGAGUCGAAGAUGCAGUCCUCGAUAUGGCCGAGAUUGACGAUAAAGUGGCAGAGAUUCAGCGUCUAAUUGAAGGUCCUCCCACCACCGACCUCACUCCCAUCAUCGACAUACUUGCGAGUGCCAAUGCCGCCCAGCUGCGAGCCAUGAGCAGCGUUUACGAGAAGAAGUAUCAACGAAAACUAGACCAUGACAUUGCACGGAAAUUCUGCGGCAGCAGCACGGAAGAUGCUCUGCUGAGGAUCCUCGAUUUCGCAACGGAUCGCGGGAAAUCGGACGCGGAUGGCUUGUGGAAUGUGCUAAGGCCGUCGACAAAGGAUGAUAACAUCUUUAUAUACAGGGCUCUUCGAUUGUACUGGAGCGGCACUGAGAGGCUCCAGGAAGUUCACGCUGCGUACAAGAAGUCUUACGGCAUGAGGCUGCUGGAUAACUUGAACGAGUCCCUCUCCGGAGACUACAGGGAGUUGAUGAUCGCAUUGAUUGGGGAA